UCGCUGCCUUCCGCUAGGUUUUUCUUCAUCCGAUCGGACCCUGCCGAGCGAGUUACCGUAGAUGUAUAACGGGAUAGGGCUCCAGACGCCGAGGGGUUCCGGCACGAAUGGAUACAUCCAGACAAGCAAGUUCUUCGUCAGACCACGCCCGUCCACUGCCCGCCCCGACGCCGCCAUCUCCGGAUCCAAGCCGGAAGGUGCCGUCCGGAAGCCCAACAAGGAAAUCCUAGAACAUGACCGCAAGCGGAAGGUUCGAUUGAAGCUUUUGAUCCUACAAGAAACCCUGACAGAUCAGGGGUACACUGAGGCCGAGAUCGCCGAGAAGCUCGCGGAAGCGAAGAAGACGCUUGAGGCCGAGUUCGCGGCCGCUGCUUCGCAGGAUGGUGGAAGCGGAGAUGGUCGGAGGGAUCGCCCUCCCCUCCCGAAUAAGAGGUUUGCGGGUACUCAGUCUCAUCAGAUUGCUGCUCGAAAGGAGAAACAAAUGGAAACAAUGAGAGCAGCUCUUGGCAUUAAAGAUGAACAGCAAGAACAAAAAAUGCUGGAUGAGGAAGACUUGGAGCCUGGUGAAUUCAUUGAUGAUAAACCUCAACAAGAGAAAAAAGAUAUGAUUUCUGAUGAACAUCAAGAUAAAAAUCAAGAUAGGAAGUCAGUGAAUAAAAUAGAAAAACAGAUGGGUGAAGCAAAGAACGAAAGUAGGAUAUCUAGAAUUGAUAAGUCAAAGCACAGAAUAAAGUAUUAUGCCAAGGGAAAAUAUGAUGAUGAUUCUGACAGUGAAAUCAGCAAAAGUAUUGAUGAACAGAAAACGAAGCAUCGAAGAAGUAAGCGACAGAAGUCAAUGGAUGCUAUCAAGAAAUGGGAGAAGCAAAAACAAAAUCAUAAUAACGAAACUAAUUAUUCUGACUCAGAUGGUGAUUCUUCUUCUGGUAACUUUGGUCGGAAACAGAUAGCAAAGCACAAGAAGAAACUCAAGGGUCAUGCCACAGGCAGAUUCAGAAGAUGAAUCUCACAAAAUUAAAUCUGUUCGAGGAUGGACAGGAACACAGACAUGAUUCAGAUGAAGAACAUCAUUUGAACCAAAAGCAGCACAAAAUAGAUCGGGAAAGAGCUAACAAUCAUGCUUCUACUAUUGUGAACAUAAAGAAAGAAGACUUGAGCAACAAACAGCAUGAAAGAAAAAGUAAAAGGCAUGACUCUCACUUAGAAGAUGAUAGUGAUCUAAAAAAGAGCAGUAGAUUGGAGAAGGGGAAAUUUUGUUGCAACGGACACUCUUUUACAGCCAAUACAAGCAAGGAUUUGAAAUUUUUGAUAAUAAAAGGUAGUUACAGGCGCUUGGCAGUCAACCGACUGCCUAUUGCCUAGGUGGUGGAUAGGAGCCUAGAUAAUCAACAUUAAAAUAUUAUUAAAAUUGGAUCAUUAUACUCAUGUUGCAGACUAAGCAAUCUGUUGUCAAUAUGCAUUUAUCAAUCAAAAUUAUUUUUCAGGCAAUCA
Zingiber officinale is the source of this 1488-nucleotide messenger RNA. Its product is annotated as pre-mRNA-splicing factor CWC21-like. Lineage: Eukaryota; Viridiplantae; Streptophyta; Magnoliopsida; Zingiberales; Zingiberaceae. The record is from RefSeq and is a predicted model, not a curated record. The transcript has 2 exons. Bases 62 to 1000 code for a protein of 312 amino acids.